Molecule: messenger RNA, 816 nt
Organism: Knipowitschia caucasica
Lineage: Eukaryota; Metazoa; Chordata; Actinopteri; Gobiiformes; Gobiidae
Source: the annotation of a GenBank genome assembly
AUGGUGAAAGUAGUGAACUCCGUCAGCGAUGCUCUGAAUGCCAUGCAGAAGGAGAAUGUGGGAUUGAAGGCCAGAGUCAAGGCUGAUCUGCAGAGGGCUCCGAUCAGAGGAGCUCGUUUGAAGGGCUGCUCCAACGGCUCGCGUCCCCGUGACUGCGGUGACCUGUACGCCAGCGGUCAGAGAGAGGACGGCAUCUACUCUGUGUUCCCCCUUCACCAUCCCACAGGCUUCCAGGUCUACUGUGACAUGAGCACGGACGGAGGGGGCUGGACGGUCAUCCAGCGCAGGGAGGACGGCUCGGUCAACUUCUUCAGAGGAUGGGAGUCCUACAGGGAGGGCUUCGGGAAGAUCACGGGGGAACACUGGCUCGGGCUGAAGCAGAUCCACGCGUUGUCCAUCCAGGGGAAUUACGAGCUGCGGAUCGACCUGGAGGACUUUGAGAACAGCACGGCGUAUGCACAGUACGGCACGUUCGGAGUGGGCCUCUUCUCCGUGGACCCUGACGAUGAUGGAUACCCCCUGACUGUGGGAGACUAUUCUGGAAACGCAGGCGACGCUCUUCUUAAGCACAACGGGAUGAAGUUCACCACCAAGGACCAGGACAACGACCACUCGGAGAACAACUGCGCCUCCUUCUACCACGGCGCCUGGUGGUACCGCAACUGCCACACGUCCAACCUGAACGGCCAGUACCUGCGGGGCCAGCACACCUCCUACGCCGACGGCAUCGAGUGGUCUUCGUGGACUGGCUGGCAGUACUCGCUCAAGUUCUCCGAGAUGAAGAUCCGACCUACGCGCGACGUCGAUAGUAAAUGA